AUGAUCAUGAUGAGAGCUUCUGGGCACCGGGAACGAGCCCGAGACCAAAUUGUGCUGUUUCCUACGCCAUCUGCCGAUCCGAAUGACCCCCUCAAUUGGUCUAAAGCUCGCAAGAUUCUGAACUACACGUUGGUCAGUUUCUUCGUUCUCUGGACUUUUGUUCAGCUUGAUAUCGGCUUCACAGCUUGGGGGCCCUUGGAAACAGAGCUUGGAUUUUCGGUAGACAUACUUAAUGCAGGCUCUGCUGUUAACUACGGCGGCCUGGCAAUUGGAUGCUUCUUUUUCAUCCCCUUAGUCCACAAGUACGGCCGCCGACCAAUCUAUUUGUUCAGUACGGCUCUGCAACUCGCUUCGUGUAUAUGGCAAGCGCAAACAUAUACUGUGGGUAGUUUCAUCGGCGCCAAUCUAAUCUCGGGACUUGGGGGCGCCAUCAGUGAAGUCGUGGCUCAAGUCACUGUAGCGGACCUGUUUUUCGUGCAUCAACAUGCCACUAUGAACGAAUGGUUUGUCAUUUUCCAGUCAGCAGGUGCUUUCCUGGGCCCUGUGGCAUCGGGAUAUAUCGUGGAUUCUCAAGGAUGGCGCUGGAUGUGGUGGUGGUGUGUCAUUUUCUUCGCCGUGACUCUUGUUUGCGUCAUUUUCCUUUUCGAGGAAUCCAAAUAUGUCCCCGUUCUUGAUGGACAAAGCAUCCCUCCUCUGUCAGGUAGCGAUUCCGUCGUGCCUGGCGAUGGGACAAAAAAUAAAAUCUCAGCGGAUGACCCUACUGCUGAGCGGUUGACGAUUCCAGUUGCCAUCAACAUCGAUAUCAAACCUAAAACCUAUUCGGAACGGAUGACUCUUAUGACAGUCACGAACGAGUCUCUUUUGCCUCACUUCUGGCAGCCCAUCUUGACCCUUCUGACGUUCCCGGCAGUGACAUAUGCUGCUAUCACAUACGGUUCUACCCUCGCUUGGUUUGCGAUCAUGACUUCUCUUCAAGCAACUUACAUGUUGCUGCCGCCAUACAAUUUUGAUGCUAUUGGAAUCGGUCUCAUGAAUCUGGCUCCCUUUGUGGGUGCUGUUCUUGGCUUCCCUUUCGGUGGUUUUUUAAGUGACAAGUCGAUCCUAUGGCUGUCUAAAAAGAAUGGCGGCAUCUACGAACCAGAAAUGCGACUAUGGCUAGCUUUACCGGCCGCUGUUCUGGGUCCUGCAUCAAUCCUGAUGUUUGGGCUUGGACUUGCCUAUGGGGUGAACUGGUCGUGCCUUGCUGUUGGUUUUGGAGUCUUUGGCUUCGUCUUAUCUUCCAUUAGCGGUAUAUCUCUAUCAUAUUUGAUGGAUUGCUAUCAGGAUAUAAUUGGCGAUGCUUUGGUCGGCGUGAUCUUUAUGCGAAAUAUCGUUUCCGUCAUUGUCCUUUUCGUUCUCACGCCAUGGGUUAACGGUAUGGGUAUGCAGAAUCUUCAUAUUCUUUGUGCGGUUAUCGCUUUUGUUCUUUACUUGAUCCCAGUGCCCCUACUAGUGUGGGGGAAGAAGGCAAGAGUUGCAACUGCAGCAAGCUACAAGAAGAUGGCAGCAAACCAGAUCGGCCGCCGUACUGUUUAG
Molecule: messenger RNA, 1575 nt
Organism: Penicillium macrosclerotiorum
Lineage: Eukaryota; Fungi; Ascomycota; Eurotiomycetes; Eurotiales; Aspergillaceae
Exons: 4
Coding region: 1-1575 (524 amino acids)
Biological process (GO): transmembrane transport
Molecular function (GO): transmembrane transporter activity
Source: RefSeq, a predicted model, not a curated record